This is a messenger RNA of Episyrphus balteatus (marmalade hoverfly), 3771 nucleotides long. RefSeq names its product chloride channel protein 2 (gene ClC-a). NCBI's taxonomy places the organism in Eukaryota, Metazoa, Arthropoda, Insecta, Diptera, Syrphidae. Bases 512 to 3490 code for a protein of 992 amino acids. Gene Ontology annotation, cellular component: membrane. The transcript has 2 exons. Gene Ontology annotation, biological process: chloride transport; transmembrane transport. Gene Ontology annotation, molecular function: voltage-gated chloride channel activity. The record is from RefSeq and is a predicted model, not a curated record.
AAAAUACUAAAUAAAUAAAAUACGGUUAGCGCUUCGCGCGCAUACAAUCAUCAUAUAAUCAUUAUAUUUGCGGUGUGUGUUAGUGAUUAGCAUUUCGCCGCGCUCGAAUAAUAUGUGAUAUCAGAAAAAGUAGCACUUGCUUCUCAGUAAGCGGGUAUACAUCAAUCUGGAAUCACGACAAAAAUACGGUGGCAAUAUUAUUUAGCUGCGAGCGACAAGUGAGCGCUGAGCGACGACAACGAUUAAAAUCGACGACGACGAACGACCUUUAGAGAGAGAGCGGUUCUUGAGUAUUUUGUUUGAAGAUUACUGUAAUACCUUGCCUACUAAAAAAUUUGGAAACAUUUUUUACCCUUAAAAUUCGAAAACGAAAAGCGGUAGUGGUGGCGGCAUACGACCCCGAACCCACCGACCGAUCGAUCGACCAACGACGACGACGGGACAUUGGCGAGCUAUCGUGAUCGCCCGCUGAUCGACGCAGAUCUUAUCGCACCUUUGAACAAAAGUCAAGAUGAAUGGUCGACAGCUUUCGAGUCCGCAAAAAAUGGUCAAAAAAGACUCCCUCCUAACUGUGCCGAGUCCUCGGAUGGGCCAACCAAACAAAGGUGAACCUUUCAUUCCUCGAAAUCAGGCAUCUGGCGAUGCAGAUGAGGAACUCGGCUACACCCACACGCUCAUGUAUGGCCGAUACACCAGAGAUUUAGGUGAAUUUGCCAAAGACGAGGCACGAAAGCUGAAAAUUCUCGAAAAGCGUCGAAAAGAGGAAGACAAGCUGCGUGACAAAGAACGUUUGGGAGAACAUCAAGGACGAGCUUGGAAAGUCUCUUCCUGGAUAUGGCGACACACAUUAGCUCGAUUCGGAGAAGAUUGGGUCUUCUUGGCAAUGUUGGGUGUAAUAAUGGCUCUAUUAUCCUACAUCAUGGACAAUGGCAUCAAUAUGUGUACAAACGCACGCAUUUGGCUCUAUCGUGAUCUUUCCACAUCUCAACCUGUGAUUCAGUAUUUCGCCUGGGUAUCCUUAUCCGUUUGUCUGAUACUUUUCUCAGCCGGAUUUGUUCAUUUGGUUGCUCCGCAGAGUAUAGGCUCAGGAAUUCCCGAAAUGAAGACUAUCCUCCGAGGAGUUGCACUCAAGGAAUACCUCACUUUCAAGACACUAAUAGCGAAAGUGGUUGGGUUGAUGGCAACUUUGGGCAGCGGCAUGCCUCUGGGGAAAGAAGGUCCAUUUGUGCAUAUAGCGAGUAUUGUGGCCCGGUUACUCUCGAAAUUAAUCACAUCAUUCCAGGGGAUCUAUGAGAACGAGUCUCGAAACACUGAGAUGUUGGCUGCGGCUUGUGCUGUAGGUGUGGGAUCGUGCUUUGCAGCACCAAUUGGUGGAGUAUUGUUCAGCAUUGAGGUAACCACCACGUAUUUUGCUGUCCGUAACUAUUGGCGGGGGUUUUUUGCAGCUGUCUGCGGAGCAACUGUAUUUCGACUAUUGGCGGUAUGGUUCCAGAAUGCCGACACUGUGCGUGCUAUGUUUUUGACCAAUUUCACCUCUGAAUUUCCAUUCGAUCCACAAGAAUUGUUUGUUUAUGCGUUGAUGGGAGUUGUUUGUGGAUUUUUGGGAGCCGGGUAUGUAUGGCUCCAUCGAUGGUAUGUGACAUUCAUGCGAUCCAACAAAAGAAUGAGCCGGUUCCUGCAGAAAAAUCGAUUUUUGUAUCCCGGAUUGAUUGCCUUGAUGGUAUCAACAGUGUCUUUUCCCCUCGGAACAGGACAAUAUAUUGCAGGAGAACUAAGUACCCACGAGCAGGUCACCGAACUUUUCAGCAAUUUCACCUGGUCCCGGGACGAUCUUACCGUAGAACAAGCAGCUAUCGUGCAAAACUGGAUAACUCCACAUACCAACGUUUUCAUCAAUCUCCUAUGCUACGUUUUAUUUUUAUUUGUAUUUUCCAUUGUUGCAUCCACAAUCCCUGUGCCAUCAGGAUCAUUCAUUCCAGUAUUUAAAAUUGGUGCUGGCCUGGGCCGAAUAGUCGGAGAGCUAAUGCAUGUGCUCUUUCCGCUGGGUGUGCGUUACGGAGGUAGAGUUUCACCGAUUAUUCCUGGUGGAUAUGCAGUGGUUGGGGCAGCUGCCUUCUCGGGGGCAGUCACCCACACUGUAUCCGUCGGUGUGAUAGUCUUUGAAAUGACCGGACAAGUCACUCAUGUCGUCCCAGUGAUGAUAGCCGCACUAAUAGCCAAUGCCAUUGCAGCCCUCCUUCAACCAUCCAUGUACGAUAGCAUAAUCCUGAUCAAAAGAUUGCCAUAUCUGCCAGAUCUCCUGCCCUCAAGCUCAAGAAUGUACAGCAUUUAUGUGGAGGACUUCAUGGUGCGGAAUGUUCAAUGCAUUUGGCCAGAGAUAACGUAUCAGAAGUUGAAAGAGGUGCUCUAUCAAAAUCGUGGACUUCGUAGUUUGCCGCUUGUAGAUAGUCCGGAUAGUAUGAUUCUCUUGGGUUCUGUUCAGCGUUCGGAGUUGCUUAAAAUGAUCGAAAAGAAUAUUGGUCGUGAGAAACGUAUGGAAAUUGCUCAGAAAUGGCACAAGGAAGCCGAAAAACGAGCUCGAGAACAGAAACUUAAAGAAAUCGAAACCGAAAAUAUGAUUCGACGGGCAUCAAGAUUCGAAGUACUCCCAGCUCCGGAUAUACUUUCCCUCGAACAAACAUCUAACGACAAUAUGGCUCAUAUUGACGCGAAGAAGCGUCAGGAACUCUUCAGCAAUUCUUUCUUCAAUCAACCUCGGAAGUCUAUUUUGAAGAAAACCAAUUCGUUCAACUUGAAACAGUGUGCUCCAGUCUCAUCACACAGUCCAACAAUAACACCCUAUACAACCAUUACCGGGUCAGAGUAUCGCAUACGUUCCGCCUUCGAAGCGAUUUUCAAAAAGUCCACAACUCUUCAGGACGUUGCCCCACAUCCAGGCGAUAGCAAUCCCAUCACUCCUGGAGUGAGUUCAAAUGAAAUUCAACAUCCCCCGAGUACACCUGGUAUCUUGAAAAAGGUUCAACUUCCCCGAGAACGUGUCAUCGAUAUGUCACCAGAAGAUCAAAAGCAAUGGGAAUACGAAGAAAUGUCGAAGCCCAUUAAUCUCGAAGGAAGCAACGUUCAGAUUGAUCCGUCACCAUUCCAGUUGGUCGAACGCACAUCCAUCAUCAAAGUUCACUCGUUGUUCUCAAUGGUGGGCAUUAAUCAUGCGUAUGUGACGAAAAUCGGACGGCUGGUUGGAGUAGUCGGACUAGCUGAAUUGCGCAAAGCCAUCGAAGAUAUAAACAAUAACAGUUUUGCUGCCGCAACUAAUGCGCCGCCAAAAGAUGAAGAAGCCCAAACGGGUAAGCCAUUGUUGGAGAGAAAACAAAGUGUUAAAAGUGAUAAAAAUGUUAAUGUAACAAUAACGUCCAUGGACUCUGCCCUUUCGAAUUCCGAAGCUGGUUCUGAAAUCGAUGUGGACACAAAAAAACCAAAGCUUCCUGAUUAAUAAAUUAUUAAAAAAUCUUGAAUAUUUUUUUUUGUUUUUGAAAAUAAAUUAUAAUGAGAAUAAAAUAAGUAAAAUAGUUUUUAGUAUUUUAGAAAAUAAGAAAAAAACUAGAAAAAUUAUAUACCAACAAAGUAUAUGUGUAUUUUUAUAAAAGAAUGAUAUUCCAUUAUUUUAAUGAGUCUUUAAGAUUUUUUUAAUAUUUAAGAAACAAAAAAAUCAUGUUUUAGUAUUUUAAUGUUCAUUUUGGAAAAACAUUUUAUCUCGUCUAUUUUAAAAAUAAU